CAUUUAGUUUACCAUCCCAGAAGGCUGCAAGGAGGUUUGACUGCGGCGGGAAAUAACCCCUACGUCAUAGCUAGGUCUGUCAAUUUUGGGUGGUUGUCAGCUGACACUUAAGAGGGAGCUAUAUCGUCAGUUUUCAAACAGAACACAAUGGCUGAUGAUUGGGACGGUGGAAAUACGACCGCACCCUCCCAAGGCUUCGGAGCUGGGAGGGGCUUUGGAAGAGGCGGUUUUGGAGUGUCGAAUGGAACAGAUGCAACGAAGAAAGUGUUUGGAUUCCGUGGCCGAGGAGGCUUAGCUAAAGAAACUGAUAACAGUUCUGGUGACAGCUCGAGUAGACCUGGUGGAUUCACAUCUAGGAAUGGAGACAGUCAGAAUGGGUUUGGUUCUAGAGGGGGUUUCGGAAGCCGAGGGGGUUUCGGAGGUUCUAGGGCCACAUCAGAUAAUGAUGGAGGAUGGGGGGAUUCGGGGAGCUCGGACUCGAAACCAAGUCGCGGUGGUUUUGGUGGUGGUCGAGGUGGCUUUGGAAGCAGGCCACAGGUAAAUGGACAGAGUAAUGAUGACAACAGUUGGGGAGAUUCGAAGCCAAGUAGAGGAGGAUUUGGCAGUAGAGGAGGAUCAAGAGGUGGAGGAUUUGGAAGCAGGGGAGGUUUCGGGUCAAGUGAUAAUGACGACGCUCCAAGGGGCGGAGGUUUUGGUGGCCGUGGGGGCAGUAGCAGCGGCAGCGGGUGUUUUAAGUGUGGGGAGGAGGGGCACAUGUCCCGAGAAUGUCCUAAUGCUGGCAGCUCUGGAGGGAGAGGUGGAAGCCGUGCCUGUUUCAAGUGUGGCGAGGAAGGCCACAUGUCCAGAGAGUGUCCCAGUGGAGGAGGUGGCGGUGGAAGCCGUGCCUGUUUUAAGUGUGGUGAGGAAGGCCACAUGUCCAGAGAGUGUCCCAGUGGAGGUGGAGGAGGUGGAGGUGGAAGCCGUGCCUGUUUCAAGUGUGGUGAGGAAGGCCACAUGUCCAGAGAGUGUCCCAGUGGAGGAGGAGGUGGUGGCGGUGGUGGUAAGAAGGGCUGUUUUAAGUGCGGAGAGGAUGGUCACAUGGCAAGAGAAUGUCCUAAUGCAGACAGCUCUGGCAAAGACGAUCGUCCACCUCCAUACAUUCCUCCUGCACUGACAGAGAAUGAAGAUGAGAUCUUCCAGUCCAUAGAGAAGGGCAUUAACUUUGACAAAUACGACAAUAUCACUGUGGAAGUGAGUGGGAGAGACCCUGUUGGUUUCAUCAGCGGUUUUGAUGAAGCUGGUCUGUAUCCCACGUUUUUGAAGAAUGUUCGAAAGGCGAAGUAUGAGAAACCAACCCCUGUUCAGAAGUAUUCUAUUCCUAUUAUUGCAGCUGGUCGUGACCUGAUGGCCUGUGCCCAGACAGGAUCAGGCAAAACGGCUGCAUUCUUGUUGCCAACAUUAACCUGUAUGGUCAAGGAGGGAUUGACCACUAGUCAGUUCUCAGAGGUACAAGAGCCUCAAGCCAUCAUUGUGGCCCCCACCAGGGAGCUGGUGGUACAGAUCCACUCUGAUGCUCGCAAGUUCUCUUGGGGGACGGAGGUUCGCCCCGUGGUAGUGUAUGGGGGAACGUCUGUUGGGCAUCAGCUGAGGGAGGUGGAGAGAGGGGCACACAUUGUGGUGGGGACUCCCGGGAGACUGCUGGAUUUCAUCGAGAAGGGCAAGAUUGGUCUGGGUAAGGUGAAGUUCCUCAUUCUGGACGAGGCAGACCGAAUGUUGGACAUGGGCUUUGAGCCGUGUAUACGCAAGUUAGUAGAGCAGCUGGGAAUGCCCCCUAAGACCCAGAGACAGACACUAAUGUUCAGUGCUACAUUUCCCACGGAGAUACAGAAACUAGCAGCUGAUUUUCUGAAUGAUUACUUGUUCCUGACAGUGGGACGUGUGGGUGGGGCCAACACAGAUGUAGAACAAAACUUCUUUGAGGUUGACAGACUACAGAAAAGGGAGAAACUUUGUUCCAUCCUCACAGAAUCUGGUUCAGACAAGACCCUGGUGUUUGUGGAACAGAAGAGGAAUGCAGAUUUCUUAGCUAGUUAUCUGAGUCAGUCUGGCUUCCCCACCACAAGUAUCCAUGGUGAUCGUCUGCAGAGGGAGAGAGAGGAAGCCUUGAGGGAUUUCAAGAAAGGAACCGCACCUAUUCUGAUUGCCACAUCUGUGGCUGCUAGAGGGUUGGAUAUUCCAGAAGUGAAGCAUGUAGUCAACUAUGACCUGCCCUCAUCCAUUGAUGAAUAUGUUCAUCGUAUUGGCAGGACAGGUCGCUGUGGCAACUUGGGGAAAGCAACAAGUUUCUACUCCCAUGACUCUGACAGUGCCUUAGUGAAGAGUUUGGUUCGAAUUCUAACAGAAGCUCACCAGAUAGUGCCUGAGUGGUUGUCAGACUACUCCCUGACCAGUGAUGGAGUGAUUGACAGUGCUGUCCACGGCUUGUCAAGUCAGUAUGGUGGAAAGGAUAUCAGAAGGGGGAAGUUCAAUUCUGGAGGUGGAGGUGGUGGCGGAAAAUCAGGCAAUGCCUGGGAGAACAGCUGGAGUGGUGGCGGGGGCGGUGGAUCUUCUGCUGCUGCUGCAGAUGCUGACGAGGAAGAGUGGGACUAAAUCUUUCCUGAACAUCUAGUUCUUGGAGCACCAAAAAGACAUUCGGUUCAAUUUAUUUGGUAAUAUUUUACAAGGACUUCAUUGUUGCUGUUGCUUUUCGUACUUCAUUCUGACAAAUUUUCGAAGCCUUUUGUGAAAGCUGGAAGGCUAUGUUGACUAUGGAUAUCCCUCAUCAUUUGAUGCAUCAGCAGAUCUUUGAUGCAUUGUGUGAAUGUGACAGUGUUGCAGCUGCCGUGUUAGACUGUGAUGACAAUCGGAGAAAUUAGGACACGAGAUGGAUAUCAGUUUACGAAAGACUUACUAUUUCUGUUUCAUUUCACUGCAAGAUUGCAAAACACAUGUAUUAUUUGGUAAAGUGCUCAAACUUACAAGAGUAGGCAGAUCAGUUAGCUGUGUAAAGGCCAUACAAUCUGAGAGUUUUCCUAAGACACACUGGAGUCGAUCCAUCCCUGGCAAACUCCUCCGAAUACAUGGGCAUUAUAUUCCUGAUAUUAAGCAUGGAUAUAUCAAUAGGUCUCAAGAUUGGUAGCUAUACAGUAUGGUCUGGGCCACUUUGUAGGGAUGGAGGAAGUUUGCAGGGAUGGAUUUGUUGCUGCUUAGGGGUUUCUAUUGUGGUGUCCACUUUAGAGACUCUUGACAGCCAAGAGCUCAAUGUACAGAGAACGGGCAUGUGUAUUUAAACUUGAAGUGAACUCGUAACAGAAUAUUGAGUGCAGUACUGUGUUGAAACCCGAGGUGACAGGUUGACUCGUGUAAACAUGGGUUGUCAUACAUUAAUCCGUCCUUUACUGGAAACAUUCCAUGGUUGAAGUGGACACAAAGAAUUAAUCAAAACAUCGUGUGCAAGCUAGUCAUACGGGUAAAAGAUUUAACUUUGCUCAAUAGCUAUCACUGCCCAGUCCUAAGGGUGCAAGUACUGCUUCCAGUACCUGGUACCCCUGUACUAGCUCUGAAUGUGUAUAGUGGAGUUGAUAGCAGAUUCCAAGUGAAAUCUCAUGUGCCAAUAGCUAUUGUGAUGCCAAAUCUUUAAAAGUUUGUAUACAAAAAAAAGUUUUUAGUAUAAUUUUUGAUGUACGGUGCUGUAAUAUUGUUUUCAUUAUGGUUACUUUUAAUAAAUGUUUUGUAAUUAAA
Molecule: messenger RNA, 3759 nt
Organism: Haliotis rubra (blacklip abalone)
Lineage: Eukaryota; Metazoa; Mollusca; Gastropoda; Lepetellida; Haliotidae
Product: probable ATP-dependent RNA helicase DDX4
Exons: 17
Coding region: 148-2628 (826 amino acids)
Biological process (GO): gamete generation; cell differentiation
Cellular component (GO): P granule; nucleus
Molecular function (GO): zinc ion binding; ATP binding; RNA helicase activity
Source: RefSeq, a predicted model, not a curated record